Messenger RNA from Enhydra lutris kenyoni (northern sea otter), 2207 nucleotides. Its product is annotated as ELL associated factor 2. Gene Ontology annotation, biological process: positive regulation of DNA-templated transcription; regulation of transcription elongation by RNA polymerase II. Lineage: Eukaryota; Metazoa; Chordata; Mammalia; Carnivora; Mustelidae. Bases 98 to 892 code for a protein of 264 amino acids. The record is from RefSeq and is a predicted model, not a curated record. The transcript has 6 exons. Gene Ontology annotation, molecular function: transcription elongation factor activity. Gene Ontology annotation, cellular component: super elongation complex.
CCGGCUGCCCCGGCCAGGGCAAGUGCAGCUGCUUCAGGAUGAGGUGGCAGACGGGAGGGAGCGCAGGUGGCCAAGGCAAAGUCGCAGCCAGAGAAAAAUGAUGAAUGGAGCGGCUGGACUCUCGCACAUGGACCGUCGCGAGCGGGUUCUCAAGUUAGGCGAGAGUUUUGAGAAGCAGCCGCGCUGCGCCUUCCACACCGUACGCUAUGACUUCAAACCUGCUUCUAUUGAUACUUCCUGUGAAGGUGAGCUUGAAGUCGGCAAAGGUGAACAGGUGACAAUAACUCUGCCCAAUAUAGAAGGUUCAACUCCACCAGUAACUGUUUUCAAAGGUUCAAAGAAACCUUACUUAAAAGAAUGCAUUCUAAUUAUUAACCAUGACACUGGAGAAUGUCGACUAGAAAAACUCAGCAGUAACAUCACUGUAAAAAAAACAAGAGUUGAAGGAAGUAGUAAAAUUCAGUAUCGUAUAGAACAACAGCAGCAACAAAUGCGAAAUUCAGCUAGGACUCCCAAUCUUGUGAAACAUUCUCCAUCUGAAGACAAAAUGUCCCCAGCAUCUCCCAUGGAUGAUAUUGAAAGAGAACUGAAGGCAGAAGCUAGUCUAAUGGACCAAAUGAGUAGUUGUGAUAGUUCAUCGGAUUCCAAAAAUUCAUCAUCUUCAAGUAGUGAGGAUAGUUCCAGUGACUCAGAUGAUGAACAGUGCACAUCCUCUCCUUCUGAGCCAGGGAAUUAUAUCUCAGGACAUCCUGCCAUGUCUGCCAUGCCACAUGGCAGGAUUUCUGAUAUGGAUGCUGGCCAGAAUAGACUUCAUGACAAUAGUGGCCUUCUGAUGAAUACUUUAAGAAAUGAUUUACAGCUGAGUGAAUCAGGAAGUGACAGUGAUGAUUGAAGAAACAUUCAGCUAUAAAUAUAAAAUUUGUAAGAUGUGAUAUUUAUUUUAUAUUAAGAAUAAAGAUUCCUAAUACUGAAGAAAAUGUAUCUUAACAUUUGAUGAUAAAAGAAAUUAAAUUUGGUUGAUGUUAUAUUUUUUACCUUUUUUAAGUAUUAGCAUUUUCAUGUGUUUUCUGUUUAUUAGGCUGUACAGAUGAGAAAACAGACAUUAGGUAACUUGCCCACAGGUUGUUAGUUAACAAGUGGCAGAUCAAGUGUUCUAGAGUACAAGUUUAAUACUCUGUUUUAAAAUACUGAUGUCUCACAAUUGUGAAAUGUCAAAACAAUUGAUUUAUAAUAAAUGCCCAUGGUUUUAAUUAUAUCUCUGAGCCUUUUAUAUCUGAUAGUCCUUAAAGUUUGGUUGAGAAUACUUUAAUUCUUGACAAAAUUAAGCUAUAAUUUAGGGUAAAAGUAAAGCUAGAUAAUCGUUUUAAUGAAAAAACUGUUCUUGUAUAUCUUAUAAUAUUUUUUGUCAUUUUAAUAUUUUGCUUUUGAGAAAAAAUAAGCAAUUAAUUGUGUUAAGUAGAUAAUUAAUAUUUAUAUCUAUAGUAUUUUUGAAUAUGGAGAAAAUGAUAAAUAUUAGAUUAUAGUUGAGAGCCACUGACCAGCAGCAAGUUCUUUUUUCCUUUUUUACGUUCUCUUUUUCUUUUUAAUAAACUGCAUUUUCUAAAGCAGUUUUUGGUUCAUAGCAAAAUUGAGCAGAAAGUACAGAAAAUUCUCAUAUACUCCCUGUUCCCCUCCUCUUACAACCUCACCCGCUAUAAACAUCUGCACCAGAGUGGUACAUUUUUACAAUUGAUGAAUCUUAUGUUGACACGUCAUCACCUAAGUCCAUAUUUGCAUUAGAGUUCGCUCUUUGUAUUAUACAAUUUGUGGGUUUUGACAUAUAUAUAAUGAUAUGUAUCCACCUCUGUAAUAUCAUACAGAAUAGUUUCACAGCCCUGAAAAUCCUUUGUUUUGCUUAUUCAUUUAUUCCUCCUUCCCCACCCCCAACCACUGGCAGCCACUGAUCUUUUACUGUCUCCUUGGUUUUGUCUUUUAUAGCAUGUCAUAUAGUUAGAAUCAUACUGUACGCUGCCUUUUCAGGCUGAAUUCUUUAACUUAAAUAUGCAUUUAAGCUUCCUCCAUGUCUUUACAUGGCUUCAUAGCUCAUUCCAUUUUGUCACUGAAUAGCAUUACAUUGUCUGGAUGUACCAAAGUUUACUUAUUCUCUAACCUGCUGAAAGAAUUUUGGCUGUUUCCAAGUUUCGACAGUUGAAGUUCAAUAAAAAAUU